Messenger RNA from Papaver somniferum (opium poppy), 7713 nucleotides. RefSeq names its product methyl-CpG-binding domain-containing protein 9-like. The record is from RefSeq and is a predicted model, not a curated record. Gene Ontology annotation, cellular component: nucleus. The coding region runs from base 615 to 7079 and encodes 2154 amino acids. Gene Ontology annotation, molecular function: protein binding. NCBI's taxonomy places the organism in Eukaryota, Viridiplantae, Streptophyta, Magnoliopsida, Ranunculales, Papaveraceae. The transcript is spliced from 10 exons.
GAGCCGUGUGGUGUUGUAUUCGGUGUUCAUCAUUCAUCAUCAGUUGCAUAAAUAAAAGCUAAAGGGCAGUUAAAGUAAUUGUGACACAAAUAAAUUCGAUAACUAUAGAUAGAUAAUAAAGUAAAAAAAAGAAAAUCAGAAAUAAAAAAAAUUCCUCUUUUUGAUUUUGUUUUCCACUUCCUGUGUCUCAAAAGCAGGGUUUGGGUUUUCAGUUAAAUCUCUUUCUCUCUUCUUUCUCACUUAAACAACACACAGGACUGGAGAGAAAGAGAAACAGAGUCUUAUUUCUUUUGGGCCGGAUUUGAUACUUUUUUUUUGGGGUUAGAUUUCUCUCCAUUUCUUCUUCCAUCAUCAUCAUCAUCAUCAUCCCGUUCCGUCUCUAUCUAUUUUUAGGCGUUUCUUUCUUUCUUUCUUCUGUAACCCCUUUUUCGAAACCUGGCGCUAUAUCUCAGAAGUCGGUUCAACAAACUCUACAAUCUUUCUGAUCUAUACUCAGUUUCACCCAUCACAUUUGUCAUUUCAACUUUGAUUUUCUCGACAAAUCUCUCUAUUCAAACAAUGCAAGAACCCAAGACUAAAUCAUCGAAAAAUAAAUCCCUAGUAUUCUUGAUUUAAUGGAUUCUUCAACUACACCUGAUACUGCUAAACCCUCAGAAUCAUCAUCAUCUCGUCAACCUUUGGUUUUUGAAAUCGAUCUUAAUGAGAUCCCUUAUUCCUCAUCAUCAAGACAGGAAGACCCUUCCGUCUUCAGUGCUACGCCGCCUCUACUGGAUGCAAAUGAAGUCGUAAGAAGUGUACAUGGUAAUCCUAGGUUACCAUUUAGAGCGCCUACUGAUUUACCAGCUGAUGUACGUGGUGUACCAUGUGUUUGUGGCCGAGCUGAAGCUAGAGGUGGUGUCCUAGUUUGUGAUGGUUGUGAUAGAUGGUUUCAUUUGAGCUGUUGUUCAAUGCGUUCUCGUCAAGCUAUUGUUUUAGAAGAUUGGAUUUGUUCUUCUUGUUUAGGGAAUGGUGUUGGUGCUAAGAGAUGGAACUUGGGUUGUGUUUCAAAUACCGUUACUGUCGCCAUUCCUCCUCCUCCUCCUCCGACGACUAAACGUACUGCUGUUAGGCCGCUUUUGGAUAUCAAUUCUUCUCCACCUAGAGAUGAAGAUGUUGAAGAGUUUGAACAACAUUCUAGGAUGCGUACUCUGGGUGAUACCCAUAUUAGUGGUUUUCCGUACGGUACUCCUGUGAAAUAUCCGAUCUUGUGGCAUCCAAGUGCUGCUGUACAAAGAGAAUCUGGCAUAAAUUCACACCCCAUCAAAUUAGCUUCAGAAAGGUUCUUAAACCGGGAACUGACUAUGAGUAAGAGUUGGGAGGAGGCAGAUUUGAACCCCACUCCUAUGAGAAGAUUUAGGAGUACUAAUUCCUUUAAUUCACCUAGGAGAAAGGAGCUUGCUAGACAUUCAAGAACUAAUAGUUCUGCAGAUAAUCGAGAAGCUCUGAGAAAUAGUCGAAGUGGGGAUUUUUCCUCUGAUGUUGAGAUUGUGGAACCUCAUGCCAGCAAUCUUGGGAGAAGCGCAAGAAUUAGGGAAGCCGGACAGGGGGAAAAUGGUGGCUCUGAGUCCGAUCGACCUAAUAAUGGACUUCCCGUUCAGUUUGAAGAUCUCUUCCUUACCUGUUUGGGGAAGGUUGAUUCUCGACCAUCAUAUCAUGACAGGAGUCAUAUCUGGCCUGUUGGUUACAGAUCUAGUUGGCACGAUAAGGUAACCGGUUCUCUUUUUGUGUGUGACGUACUGGAUGGUGGAAGCUCUGGACCAAUCUUCAAGGUCAGACGAUGUCCUUGCUCUGCAUCAGUUAUACCUGAUGCAUCAAUAGUCCUACUGAGACAGAUUCUUGGUCAGUCCGAAGCUGAAAGCAAAAUAGAAAGCGAAAUAGUCAUUUUGUCAGACUUGAGCGAUACCGAGGACACCGACAUUCAGGUGCUUCUUUCCGAUCCUUGUCCACCGGAGCAAGAUCUUUUAUCAUGUUUUGCAGUCAGUACCCUUAGUGAAUCUUACCGUGUUACGAAGGAUAUUUUCACCCCACAAACCAAGUGCUUAGUCCAAAAAUCCGGUGGACUCUUCUCUAGUAAGUUGGGGUUGCAGGAUGAAGUUGGUGAGUUUUUUGCUGAAGGAAGGUCAUCAUCUUCAGUGUGGGGUAAGGUCUCCGAGAUGUUUGUUGAGGCCUGCCGUGAAGCCUUUAAGAAGACUUGCAGUGUUCAGUUCUAUUGCACCCAUGAGUCAGAUGGUACGAAUUCUUGGUCAGUUAUAAAUUCCAAGGACAGAAAUGGUGUUGGUUCCCCGUCCAAAUUCUGUGACAUGUCUGGUCCCAGGCACAUACCCCGUGUAAUUCAAAGUUUAGAUGAGCUUGAGAUGAUGUGCCAGGAAGUGGAGAAAUGGUUGAACCAGGACAGGUUUGGACUCGAUAUGGAAUUUGUGCAGGAAAUGAUUGAACAACUUCCUGGGUCCGAUGCAUGUUCAGAAUAUGAGUUCCUGACUAGACGAAGUGAGUACUCCAAUUUUGAAGUUGUUGGAAAUGGGCUACUUCAUGCUAAAAGAAAGGGUCUGUUUCAAGGUAUGGAAUAUGGAGAAGCUGCAGAUGGUUUAUUUGGGAAAAGUAAAAGCCUGAAGCAGAAUAUGGUUCAAGACCUUGGUAUCAGAAGACAUUUUCCUCAUGGCAAGCCGUUGAGCUCAAAGCUAUCAACAGAGCUGGUUGGUGAUGUUCUACAGGUGUAUGAGCUACUUUGGCGUUUCAAUGAUGUCUUGGCUUUGAGGGAAACCUUAUCUUUUGAGGAGCUUGAAGGGGAGCUUAUAAAUCCCUGGUUUCAUGAUUUAUCUUUUAUGCAGAAACUUGAGAAGGGAAAUCAAGAAAAUACAGACCUCGUGUUGCAUAGUAGUCACGGUAUGGUUGGCCAUAAUGUAACCCCAAGUGGUGAACCAAAUUCUAUAGUUUUAGGGGAUCUUUCACCAAAGUUCAUCAAAGUGGACACAGCAUCUGAAAAAGAAGCUGCACAAGCUAAACUAGCUUCUCAUACUUACUAUAGGUGCACAGGGGUGGCUUUGACUAAGGUGCAUAGAUCUUUGCUGAAUUUACUGGUAGGUGAGCUCCAGGCGAAAGUUGCUGUCCUUGUAGAUCCCAAUUUUGAUGCUGGAGAGUCAAAAUCGAGGCGAGGGAGAAGGAAAGACGCAGACAAAUUGUCAAGUUUAAGAAAAUUGAAGAUUGAUAUGCUCCCAGUGAAUGAGUUAACUUGGCCUGAAUUAGCCCGUAGAUUCAUUCUAGCUUACUUAUGUAUGGAAGGCAACCUGGAUUCUUCAGAAGUUUCAUCUCGUGAGGAUAUAAAGGUGUUCCGUUGCCUACAAGGUGAUGGUGGGAUGGUUUGCGGCUCAUUAGCUGGAGUGGGUGGAAUUGAAGCAGAUGCCCUGCUACUUGCAGAGGCUACAAAGCAUAUUUUUGGUUCCCUGAAGAGAGAAAAUGAUAUUUGGUCAAUGGAGUAUAUUGAUGAAGUUGAUGCCCCUGAAACCAUCGUUACUGAAACCAGCAACGAGAUUCCAGAGUGGGCAAAAGUCUUGGAACCUGCAAGAAAGCUACCCACAAAUGUUGGAACCAGGAUUAGGAAAUGUGUCUACGAGGCGUUGGAUAGAGGUCCGCCAGAGUGGGCGAAGAAGAUACUGCGACAUUCUAUUAGUAAGGAAGUAUACAAGGGCAACGCAUCAGGGCCUACAAAGAAAGCUGUUGUUUCGGUGCUGACACGUGUGGCUGACGAAGUUUCACAGAGGAAACCUGUGGUAGUAAAAAAGGAAAGACGUGUCAAAACAAUGUCUGAUAUUGUCAUGAAACAAUGUCGUUAUGUAUUGCGCCGUACUGUUCUUGAAGAUGAGGCAAAAAUGUUCUGCAAUUUGCUUGGAACAACCUCACUAAACCCUAAUGCUAAUGAGGAUGAUGGCAUUCUUGGAUAUCCUACAAUGGUAUCUCGUGCAUUGGAUUUUAGAACCAUUGACUUGAGGUUAGCAGUAGGCACUUAUGGUGGAUCUUACGAAGCUUUUCUGGAGGAUGUACGUGAGGUUUGGCACAACAUACGCACUGCUUAUGGAGACCGUCCGGAUUUGAUGCUUUUAGCUGAACAAUUAUCUGGAAAUUUUGAAUUGCUGUAUGCAAAAGAGGUUCUUGAUCUUGUACAGAAAAUUAAGGAGCAUGCUGAUCCCCAAUGCUUAAGCCCCGCAUUAAAGAAGGAAAUAGAUGAGUUUCUGUGUGGCAAGGAGAUCCCUAAAGCUCCUUGGGACGAUGGUGUCUGCAGACUCUGUGGCAUUGACAAAAGUGAUGAAACUGUGUUACUGUGUGAUCAUUGCGAUUCUGAGUAUCAUACUUACUGCUUGAUACCUCCUCUCCUUAAGAUUCCCAUUGGAAACUGGUAUUGUCCCACAUGUAUUGAAAGUGGUGAAGUAAAGGCACCACCCGAUACUCACGUCAUUCAUCAGCGUAGACAGAAGAGAUAUCAAGGUGAAGGAACUCGUAUUUUCUCAGAGACACUGAACAAGUUAGCUGCUGUUAUGGAAGAAAAAGAGUAUUGGGAUUGUAGCCUGGAGGAGAGGGUCUUCUUGCUGAAGUUUUUGAGCGACGAGGCGUUGAGCUCAUCUGUUGUUCGUGAACACCUUGAUCAAUGUGCCGAAAUGUCGGCUGAUGUGCAGCAGAAACUGCGUUCUUUUUCUACAGAAUUAAGAAACCUAAAGUAUAAAGAAGAAGUCCUCACAAAAGAAAGCAAAGUCACGCUUAAUGGAGUUGGUGAAGCUGGAAAAGAAGGAGUAGCCAGUAUGCUGUUGAACCUUAGCAGGGGUAGCGGUCAACACCAAACUUCUAAUAAUAGUUACAACUUCUGCUCACCCUUCCCUGGUAUGAUUCAGCUUGAUGAUGUUGCCGGGGAAAAUGAUUCUAACAAUGUGAACAGUAAUUCUAAUUGGUCACUCGGGAAGAGCAAUUCUGGGGAUCAUUGUAAUGGAAGUAGAAACUUAAGUGUGUUGGCUGCAGAUAGUGAUGGUCAAAAGCCAGAUGGUCUUUCAGUUCUGGAUGACAAUCUCGCACUUGAAAGUCUUUCCCCAGUUAAGGCUUCUAAGAGUAGUGAAUCAAACAAACACAGCGAGGUACAGCUACCAGCUCUCCAGCAAAAACAAGUAGGUGACUUGAGAAAGGAACUUCCAACAGAAAGUACCAUGAGUGAGAAACAUGAAGUUGGUACGGAAACCACUGAUUGUGUGCAGCCCAUGUUUGAAGUUCUAAACGAACCACGAGCCUACAACCUUGAGGUGGACUCACUCAAGAAUGAGAUUUCACGUAUGGAAAACUCAAUUGGAGGCUUAGAAUCGCAGCUUCUUCAGCUAUCUAUGCGUAGGGAAUUUUUAGGUAGGGACAAUGCUGGUAGACUUUACUGGGCUCUGAAUAUGCCAGGAAAAUGUCCGUGGUUGGUUGUUGAUGGUAGUACACCAGUCAAUAGUACUCCAGAUGAUGCAAAGAGCAGCAAUUCAAAAGAGCAGGUUCUGCCCGGUAUGGAGGGUUCAACUUCGGCUUGCGGCUAUGAAUCUCAUGAUGGAGUUCUUGGGUUUUCAUCAUGGGUUUCCUAUGAUUCUGAUGUAGAAAUCCAAGAACUUCUUGGAUGGUUGAAUAGUAGUGAUCCAAGGGAGAGAGAGUUGAAGGAAUCGAUUCUGCAGAUGCACAGAUUGAAGUCUCAGUCCUCUCAACAAGCUGGAAAUCCUAUUCUUAGUGACUUCCAAGUCACUGGGUUGAGGUCUUUUGAUGGUGGAAAAGAUGGAACUUCUCUUGCAACAAAAGCUUCAACAAUAUUGGAGACGAUGUAUGGUCCGUGCAUGGACCCAGAAACCUCUGAUGCCAUCCCAAAGAGGCGGGGUAGGAAGUUGAAAGCAACUUCUGAUGAUAAAAUAUAUAGGUGUGAAUGCCUAGAACUAGUCUGGCCUUCCAGACCCCAUUGUCUUACUUGCCAUCAGACCUUCUCCACCAACUUGGAACUUGAAGGGCAUAAUGAUGGGAGGUGCAACUCAUUGUCACCAGCCAAUGAUGAACGCAAGGAGACUGAUGAUCACACAAAAGGGAAAGGGAAAGUAAGCAGCAAUCGUGAGGAGCAUGCAAGUGAAACAAGCAGAAUUGAGGCAUCGAAGAGUGGAAAAUUGGACACUAGUUCUAGAGUGAUAAAGUUUCAAAAGAAGGAAAUGGUUUGUCCAUAUAACCUGGAGGAAAUAAAAAAAAAGUUCAUCACCAAUGAUUCCAACAAGGAAUUAGUGAAAGGAAUAGGACUCAUUGGUUCAGACGGGAUUCCAUCCCUUGUCCCAUCCACUUCUCUGUAUCUCCAUGAUCCAACACUAAUUUUAAACAUUGCCCAACAGAAAGAAGCUGAAAAUGGUACUAGGUGUAAUGCUCUGGAGGUGGUAUCUCAACAGAAAAACAAGACUGUAUCAGCUGAUAAAAAUCCCACGGAUUCUGCAAAAAGAAGUGCUAAGAACAGUCUGAAGGAGGAACAGCCAAAAGGCAAGUCAUUGGUUUCAGAAAGUUCAAACAAGAAAGACCCAGAAUCUUCAAAGAAGAACACUCCAGCACCUAAGGCUCCCUGCUGUGUAGUGCCUGAACGUUCAUUGAGACCUGUGGUGGGAAAGGUUACUCCAAUUUUAAGGCGGCUCAAAAGUAACUUACUCGACAUGGAUGCUGCUCUUCCUGAAGAAGCACCGAGGCCACUAAAGUCUGACCCAUUGAAAAGAUCUGCUUGGCGUGCAUUUGUUAAAUCUGCAGAGUCUAUAUUUGAGAUGAUUCAAGCAAUAAUUGUAUUCGAGGACAUGAUCAAGACGGAGUACUUGAAGAAUAGUUGGUACUACUGGUCAUCUCUUUCAGCUGCUGCAAAAACCUCCACAAUUUCAUCUUUAGCCCUUCGCAUAUACACACUUGACGCUAACAUCAUUUACCAGAAGAGUCCUCCGCCAGAUUCAGAUGCGAGUCCUCCUACUACAGAUACCAAUCCAAGGCUGAGCAAGAAAAGAAAGGAUACAGAGGGUAGAUCUUAGACACAUAGAAACCAGAAUCAAAUCUAAUCUUGGUUGGUGGUAAUGUGGUACAGCAGUAUUGCCAACUCUGUAAAUUUGUUCAAUCACCCUGGCCUCUUGGGCAAGCACAUCAAAAGGUGUACCCUUUCAAGGCCGUGGGCAGUUUCCACUGCUGUUGUCUGCUUGUGUGUAUAUAAAGAAGGCAAGUUUGACCCGCUAAUACAGAAGGCCGGAUUAUAAGGCAGGCAUGAAGUAGUUAGUUUUACAUGGGAGAGUAGGUGUUGCAUUGACAAAACAGAGGUGAAGGAGGGUGCAGUUUUGAACUUAGUCGACAAAGGUGGUGCUUUAAGAGAUUACACGGUCAUAUUGGGGGGAUAUAUAGAGAGAAACAGAAGGAGAUAGAGAAAGAGAGAGUGGAUGAAGCAGGGAUAAUUAUUGUCUUCUCAUUUCAGAUGAUCCGUAUACCCAUACAACAAAAGAAUCAAUGUAAAAAAAGGAAGGAUGAAACUGAGCAGGUGUAAUCAGAACAUGUUUAAUUUUGUUAUACAUGUUUCGCUUGCUCUCGUUAUCUCAUUGACUUUUUUUGUGCUCCAUAUGCUUUUUAUGUUUACUCCGUUCUCUCUGAAUCCAAGUGCCUACUGCUGUUAUCAGAAAA